AGAGAGACACGGCCGGGUGGAAAUCUGGCAUCCGCGAGCCGCAGAGACGCGCGGCAAACACCAUGGAACGAGCGGGCCCCAGCUCGGUGCGAUCGCAGCAGCAGCAGCGGGACCAGGACUGGGUGGAAGCGUGGCUGGAUGAUCACCGGGACUUUACCUUCUCUUACUUUGUUAGAAAGGCCACCAGAGACAUGGUUAAUGCAUGGUUUUCCGAGAGAGUUCACAACAUCCCUGUGUGCAAGGAAGGCAACCGAGCCCAUACCGAGUCCUGCUCCUGCUCUCUGCAGCAAAGUCCUCAUGCAGAUAAUACUACCCCUGGAGCACCAGCCAGAAAAAUCUCGGCCUCUGAAUUUGACCGACCUCUUAGACCCAUUGUUGUCAAGGAUUCCGAGGGAACCGUGAGCUUUCUCUCUGACUCAGGAAAAAAGGAACAGAUGCCACUAACCCCCCCAAGAUUUGAUAGUGAUGAAGGGGACCAGUGCUCAAGACUCUUAGAGCUAGUCAAAGAUAUUUCCAGUCAUUUGGAUGUCACAGCCUUGUGUCACAAAAUUUUCUUGCAUAUCCAUGGACUCAUCUCUGCUGACCGCUAUUCCCUGUUCCUUGUCUGUGAGGACAGCUCUAAAGACAAAUUUCUCAUCAGCCGCCUCUUUGAUGUUGCUGAAGGUUCAACACUGGAGGAAGCAUCAAAUAGCUGUAUCCGUUUAGAGUGGAACAAAGGCAUUGUGGGACAUGUGGCAGCUUUCGGUGAGCCCUUGAACAUCAAAGAUGCUUAUGAGGAUCCCCGAUUCAAUGCAGAAGUUGACCAAAUUACAGGCUACAGGACACAAAGUAUCCUUUGUAUGCCAAUUAAGAACCACAGGGAAGAGGUCGUUGGUGUAGCUCAGGCCAUCAACAAGAAAUCAGGAAAUGGUGGGACCUUCACUGAAAAAGAUGAAAAGGACUUUGCAGCCUAUUUGGCAUUUUGUGGUAUUGUUCUUCACAACGCUCAACUCUAUGAGACGUCACUGCUGGAGAACAAAAGAAAUCAGGUGUUACUUGACCUUGCUAGCUUAAUUUUCGAAGAGCAGCAGUCACUAGAAGUCAUUCUGAAGAAAAUAGCUGCCACUAUUAUCUCCUUCAUGCAGGUGCAGAAGUGCACCAUCUUCAUUGUGGAUGAAGACUGUCCUGACUCUUUCUCUCGUGUGUUUCACAUGGAGUGUGAGGAAGUAGGAAAAUCCUCCGAUCCCUUUACAAGGGAGCACGAUGCAAACAAAAUCAAUUACAUGUAUGCUCAGUAUGUCAAAAACACGAUGGAGCCACUUAAUAUCCCAGAUGUCACCAAGGACAAAAGAUUUCCCUGGACAAGUGAAAACAUGGGACAUGUGAACACACACUGCAUUGGAAGUUUGCUCUGCACACCUAUAAAAAACGGGAAGAAGAACAAAGUCAUAGGUGUUUGCCAACUUGUUAAUAAGAUGGAGGAGAAUACCGGCAAGAUUAAAGCUUUCAACCAAAAUGAUGAACAAUUCCUGGAAGCUUUUGUCAUCUUCUGUGGCUUGGGGAUCCAGAACACACAGAUGUACGAAGCGGUGGAGAGAGCCAUGGCCAAGCAGAUGGUGACAUUAGAGGUCCUGUCCUAUCAUGCAUCAGCGGCGGAAGAAGAAACAAGAGAGCUCCAGGCUUUAGCGGCUGCUGUGGUACCGUCUGCCCAAACCCUUAAAAUUACUGACUUCAGCUUCAGUGACUUUGAGCUGUCUGAUUUGGAAACAGCGCUGUGUACAAUUCGGAUGUUCACUGAUCUCAACCUUGUGCAGAACUUCCAGAUGAAACAUGAGGUUCUCUGCAGAUGGAUUUUAAGUGUUAAGAAGAAUUAUCGGAAGAACGUUGCCUACCACAAUUGGAGACAUGCCUUUAACACGGCACAAUGCAUGUUUGCUGCCCUGAAAGCAGGCAAGAUUCAGAACAAGUUGACGGAUCUGGAGAUACUUGCGUUGCUGAUUGCUGCUUUAAGCCAUGAUUUGGAUCAUCGUGGUGUGAACAACUCAUACAUACAGCGGAGCGAGCACCCGCUGGCCCAGCUGUACUGCCACUCCAUCAUGGAACACCAUCAUUUUGACCAGUGCUUGAUGAUUCUAAACAGCCCAGGCAACCAGAUUCUCAGUGGCCUCUCCAUUGAAGAAUAUAAGACUACACUGAAAAUAAUCAAGCAAGCAAUUUUAGCCACAGACCUGGCUCUGUACAUUAAGAGACGAGGAGAAUUUUUUGAACUUAUACGAAAAAAUCAAUUCAGUUUUGAAGAUCCUCUUCAAAAGGAGUUGUUUCUAGCCAUGCUGAUGACUGCCUGUGAUCUCUCUGCGAUUACUAAACCCUGGCCUAUUCAACAACGGAUAGCAGAACUUGUGGCAGCUGAAUUCUUUGAUCAAGGAGACAGAGAGAGAAAAGAACUGAACAUGGAGCCGGCUGAUCUAAUGAACAGGGAGAAGAAGAAUAAAAUCCCAAGUAUGCAAGUUGGGUUCAUAGAUGCCAUCUGCUUGCAGUUGUAUGAGGCCCUCACCCACGUAUCAGAAGACUGUUUGCCCUUGCUGGAUGGCUGCCGGAAGAACAGACAGAAAUGGCAGGCCCUCGCAGAGCAGCAUGAGAAGAUGCUCUUUAAUGGGGAGAACAGCCAGGCCAAGCGGGACUGACAGCCUCCCUCAGCCCCGCCCCCACCCA
Molecule: messenger RNA, 2691 nt
Organism: Grammomys surdaster
Lineage: Eukaryota; Metazoa; Chordata; Mammalia; Rodentia; Muridae
Gene: Pde5a
Product: phosphodiesterase 5A
Exons: 21
Coding region: 63-2663 (866 amino acids)
Biological process (GO): signal transduction
Molecular function (GO): protein binding; 3',5'-cyclic-GMP phosphodiesterase activity
Source: RefSeq, a predicted model, not a curated record